This is a messenger RNA of Dovyalis caffra, 1380 nucleotides long. The record is from the annotation of a GenBank genome assembly. Lineage: Eukaryota; Viridiplantae; Streptophyta; Magnoliopsida; Malpighiales; Salicaceae.
AUGAUUUUUCCUCAGUAUUCAUGCAAUGCACAAAAUGUACGUGAACUUAAGCAUUGUGGUUUCGAUGCAAUAUAUAAUCUUGGGUCUUCAGUAUCAGAUACAGGCAAUUUAAUGGGUUCUCCUGCUUAUCAAACCAAAUUUCCUUAUGGAAAAACUAUUAAUAAAGCGACUGGUAGAUCCUCAGAUGGAUGGUUAAUAAUUGAUUACAUUGCAAAAUCAGCUGAUCUCCCCUUAGUCGAUCCCUUCAAGAAUUUGGGUGAAACACAUCGCGGAGUAAAUUUUGCAGUCGCUGGAGCUACCACCUUAUCAAAUGAAGCUCUUGCAGAAAAGAAUAUCUUCGCGAAAUUUGCCCCUGUUUAUCUUGGUGCACAACUUGCAUGGUUGGAUAAAUAUUUGGAAGGAUACUGCCAUAAUCCCGAAGCUUGUCAAAAUGCACUCAAAUCCUCACUUUUCACGAUCAAUUUCGGAUACAAUGACUACUAUGCUGCAUUGAGCUCAAACCAAACCAUUACAGAGAUGAAGAAGAAUGGCUUGGUGACUGAAGUUGUGAAAUCUAUUAAAGAUGCUGUUUCGAAAGUCAUCGACCAAGGUGCUAAGAAUGUCCUUGUCUUCGGAGUAGCUAAAGAUGGAUGUAGACCAAUCACUGUAAAUGCACAAUCUGCAAAUAAAUCUGCCACUUACGAUGGAUUUGGCUGUGCAAAAGACAUUAAUGACUUUUGCUUGUAUCACAAUCAACUUCUUCAAGAAGCCCUUGAGGAAUUAAGGAAGGAACAUCCUAAUGCACAAAUAGUAGAUGGUGAUUUCUACAAUGCCAUGCAAUCCCUUUUGGAUAACUUUGAAUCUCUGGGGUUCAAAUCAUUAUUAACACCUUGUUGUGACGUCAAGAAUAAAGAUCAAGUUACUGAAUUUAAGGAUAAACUCUGUGGGGCUAUUAAUACCAUAGUUUGUUCAAAGAUUGAAGAGUAUGUCUACUGGGAUUUUGCGCACUGGACUCAAAAAGCAAAUCAGUACUUGGCCAACUGGAUCAUUCAAGACAUCUUCCCCAAGAAAUCUGGGGGACCCACUCACAUGAGGCUCAUUUCAGGCAGGGCAGGUUUGUGGACCCCAUCUGAAACGGUUGAGUCUGUAUCUGCUCGACACCGAGCUGCGAACUCGGUGGAAAUAAUAGAAGAUAUGGCCGACGAAGCUGCUGCUGGAUCAUCGUCGCCGAAGAACAGAAUGAAGUUCUUGUGUAGCUAUGGCGGGAAAAUCAUGCCGAGAGCCGUUGAUGGCCACCUCAAGUACAUCGGCGGUGAGACACGCGUCAUUGCCAUUCCUCGUGACAUCAACCUCUCAGGAGAUGAUAAAGGUAUUGGUGUGCUUAUCAAAAGAGAAGUAUAA